CACCUGCCCCGCUCUGCCCACCACGGGGCUCCUACCCCUCAGACCUCUGCCUGCAGGCACCUCUGGCUGCCACUGGACCCGGUGUGAGCAGGUGGGCCUGUGCUCCAAGGGGCAGUGGGGGCUCGUCACCAUUGCUUCCUGCUUCUCUGGUGGAACUUCCGAGUCCCUCACGGAGCUGGGGCAGGGGCCCAGGGUCCUCUGUACCUGAGGGGAAAGGAGGGGCCAGGGAAAGCCCCUCCCCAAACCUUGACCCCCAAGCUAGAUGGUGCGGAGGCCUGGAGACCCUGCUCAGGGUCCCCACAAGCUGCAGAGGCCUGGUGCUGGGGUCAUGGUCCUCCAGGCCAGGUAACAAGGUGUGCUGGCCUGGCGUGGGGGCCUCUGACCCUUCAUGUUUCGCUAGAGGCCUUGAGAUCUGGUGGUGACCUGAAUUUGGGGGGAUGGCCAGGAACUGGUGAGGCUGGUGGUGGGGUGCUCCAUGGCUGUCCAGAGCUGGGGACCGGUAUCUUGUGAACACUGCAGCCCACUGAGGCCCACCCCCCCCAAGGGGAGAACAGCCCCCAGGGAGCCCCGGGUAACACAGCACAGUGGCUGGCGACCACUCCUGGCCUCCCUGCCCAGAACACAGAGCCACUGUCCAGCCAGACCCCGCGCCCUGAAUGGGAGAUGCUCCUGCUUCAUGUCCUCCCAGACCGGGCAGGCCUGGCCAGCCGACCCCCGGCCCUGGAGGGCCAGGAGAGCCAUGUAGGAAUGGGACUGAGCGGCAAGGGUCUUGGGGCCAAUCCUGAAGACAAGACUGGGAGAAAGUGGACUUGCGGGAAGGAGGGUUCUUUGUCCAGCCUUGACCCACGUCCGGGACCUUUUGGAGGGCUACCCCAGGGGUUAACCAGAGCAGAGGGUGGUCUGCCCUGUAGCUGCCUGUUUUGUGUGAAGAAUGAAAAAAGUUUUCACCCAAGGAAGCCUCAACGUUCACGCCCCUCCCUGGUCUGUGCUGUCCAGGGGGGGAGGCACGGAAGCCCUGGGGGCUCAGGGAAUUUUCUGUCUUCACCUCCUCGCGGCAGGACAGGCGGGACCCUUACUUGACGUCCCCACCUUGCGCCUGGGGUGGACCGGCAUGAUCGGGGGCUUUGCAAGUCCCAGGCGCUGCCUCCCCUCCCCAUCCAGAAGCACCACGUCCUCGACGGCGUGGCCUAAGGAAGUCGCGGAGCUGACCCCGGCACGACUGCCCGCCACAGCCCACGGGAAAGCCUCAGAAACCCUGGCGGGGGCAAGGAGGGGAGCAGGGAUCGGAAGUGAGCUCACACGGCGAGAAGGAGACGCAGGUGAACCUGCGCGGAGCCGACACGCCCGCGCGGCCGAGGACAGGGGUCUCGAGGCCGCGGUGGCCGCCACCAGGGGCUCGGGUUCACUGCCCCGUGCCUCUUCUCGCCUGAGAUCCACCCUCCGGGGACCCACAGGCCGCGGCCCAGCAAGGGUUAAGGGGGGCGGAGCGUGGGGCGGCCCCGCCUCCGCCGCCGCGCCGGGUCCGAGCGCGCACCGGGCGCGGGGGCGAGUCAGAGCGGGCGGCGGCGGAGGGCGCGGUGCGGCGGGCGAGAGCGGGGAGCGGCGGUGGCGGCGUGGCCCGCGUAACCUUCCGCCCGCGCCCGUGCGCCCGCGCCCGGCCCAGCUGCAGGAUGCACGCCCCGCCGCCGCCGUCGCCGCUGCUGCUCCUACUGCUCCUGCUGCUGGCCGCCUGCGCGCCGCCCCCCUGCGCCACGGGCGCCCCGACGCCCCCGGGCUGGGAGCCGGGGGCCGACGCGCCUUGGUGCCCCUACAAGGUGCUGCCUGAAGGCCCGGAGGCGGGCGGCGGGCGCUUGUGCUUCCGCAGCCCUGCGCGCGGCUUCAGCUGCCAGGCGCCCGGCUGCGCGGUGCACGCUUCUGCCGGCCACUUGCUACGCGCCAGCGUCCUGCGCAACCGCAGCGUGCUGCUGCAGUGGCGCCUGCCCCCGGCCCAGGCGCUCCGCGUGCGCGCCUUCGCGCUCAACUGCUCGUGGCGCGGCGCCUACACUCGCUUCCCGUGCGAGCGCGUGCUGCUCGGCGCCUCCUGCCGCGACUACCUGCUGCCCGACGUGCACGACGGCGUGCGCUACCGUUUGUGCCUGCAGCUGCUGCCUCUGCGCGCCGAGCACGCCGCCGCCGGCCCCCCGGAGUCCUCCGGGCCCACCGAAUGCGUGGAGUUCGCCGCGGAGCCCGCCGGCAUGCGAGAGAUCGUCGUGGCCAUGACGGCGGUGGGCGGCUCCAUCUGCGUCAUGCUCGUGGUCAUCUGCUUGCUCGUGGCCUACAUCACGGAGAACCUCAUGCACCCGGCCUUUGGGCGCCCGGGCCUGCGCCGGCAGCCCUGAAGCUGGAGGUGACCGCCCACCAGGGCUCUGUCUACCGACAAAUGCCAGGGAGGCCUCAGGCCCACUCUUGCCACCUGGUUCCUGCUCCCUCCUUAGGAUCGCCAUGCAGGGCCUGCUGGAGAUGGAGAGGGCACCGGCCCGCCCGCGCCAGGGCCAGGAGUCAUCGAACGACUUUGCCAGCCUGGCAUCCGCUUCCCAGAAUCCAGUUCGGAACUGCCCCUUGGGCCUGGGCACGGGUGCCAGCCGCAUCCAGGGCUCUUCCUGCUUCCCAGAAGCCUGUACAGGGGCCCUCAGGACACAGGACCCCUUCUAGCGAGAGCCAUUAGGACCCUGCCUGCCCGUCGCCACCCUGCAGCUGCAAUCCGUGCCAAGUGGGAAGAAUCGGGCUGUCCUCCUUGCUUGGUCACUGUGCGCUUUGCCGGCCCGAGGCCCCCUCGGAGCUUGCCCUCCCACCCCACCCCAGCGGGCUUAGGUUAGCUUUGUGCCUUAGUGUCUUGGGCCCACUGCAGGAGCCAGCCAUCUUGUCCCCUGAUGUCCUUGAGAUUGGUGGGCUGUGUGUCCUUCUGGCUAGAGUCCUCCUGGGGACCCCCCUUCACGCUUUGCAGGAACCUCUGUAAACAGCGCCCCCUAGUGUGUCCCUGCCUGGUGUCUGACGAGCUGGGAGCCAGGUGCAGUCCAGCAGGCCGGGCCGGCCGGCACCCAGCUGCUCGAGGCGUGAGUGUUCUCCGACCUUGGGGGAGGCUGGUGGGUCGGGGCUGGGUGCCUUCCCCGCUUCUCGUUUUGCAGCACUGCCCCCGAUGACGUGCUGUGACGAGCGGGGGGCAGACGGCUAGGAAGAGGGAGCCUGGUGGCGGCAGAGCCUUGCAUGGUGGUCUGGAUCCCAAGUUUCGCCCAGAGCACGACAGACAACACCCCCCUCUCCCGCCCUGUCCCAGGGACCGGGAGCCCAGGAUCGGCUGGCCAGGCCCCUGCCCACACAUCCACUGUGGACGGAAGGCGGACCCUGCUCCCCUCUGGGCGGACCUGAGCACCCUGGCUGAGGCUGCUUCCUGCGCUGACCGCCCGGCGACACCCAGUGCUCACUCUCCGUGAGCCCCCCGACUGUGAAUGCCCCGGACCUGGCAUUUCUGGAGUCACUGUGGUUAACCCCUGUGGCCCUCACCCUAGCGACCACCAGCAACCCCCGGCCCCGGCUGGUGCCCCUGCCUCCCUCUGUCUCCACCCUGCUCGCCCCUGGUGUGGCACCGCUCCGGUGUGAGCUGGGUGCCAGUGUCUACAAUGUCCAUUGUCCUUAGACGAAGA
Messenger RNA from Phyllostomus discolor (pale spear-nosed bat), 3680 nucleotides. It is a transcript of the gene FNDC10, whose product is annotated as fibronectin type III domain containing 10. The record is from RefSeq and is a predicted model, not a curated record. The coding region runs from base 1671 to 2378 and encodes 235 amino acids. The transcript has a single exon. NCBI's taxonomy places the organism in Eukaryota, Metazoa, Chordata, Mammalia, Chiroptera, Phyllostomidae.